ACAGCCUUCCACAGCGGAACUUCUGGAAGUUUAUAUUGGAUAGAUUUGAGAUAGAAUACUGACCCUUUUUCUUUUGCAAACUCUGACGAGUUCACUCAUUCUUUAGGGGACCACUUAUCUACACGCGAUGUCAAGGUACCACGAGGCCGACGAAGCACAGCGGGGACAUUACAAUGACGGGUACAACACUUACCCGUCUCAGACACCCAAUCCUUACGGAGAGGAAACGUAUGACCCGUAUGACCCACACCACUACGAUCCCCAACAUGAACACCAACCCUACGAUCCGAACCAACAAUAUCACCUCCCGGACCCAUUCCUUACCCCGCAAGUACCAUCAACUCCAUUUCCUCCCUCACAAUCGCAAGAUUUAUAUCAACAACAUCAGCCUUCGCAUCAGCCAUCGACUGACUAUCUAACACCGCACGCUGGCUAUAGCCUUUCCGACAACCCACAGCCCACUAAUACACGCCCGCAGUCGCAGUUCGGUCUGGAUUAUGAGAUGGUAGAGCAUGAGGAUAAUGAUCUGGGAGAUAUGCCACUGCUGCGACGGAAUGGAGCAGCACCCAUGCCUGGAGGUUACCAGGAUACUGAUGAUCGCUCGGAAACUAACAUUCGCUAUGGACACAUACCACAGCGCGUACCCCGGCGAUACAAGACAAUCAAGAAGGUAGAACUCUUCCAUGGUAACUUUGUGCUCGACUCCGCAGUACCAACAAAACUGCUGGACAUGUGCGCGUUGCGUAACGAACGCGAGUUUACCCACAUGCGGUACUCUGCAGCUACAUGCGACCCGAACGACUUUGAGAAAUCGGGGUUCACCCUCCGCCAGGGCCAUUACGAUCCUCCACGGCGAACCGAGCUUUUCAUCGUCAUGACAAUGUAUAAUGAAGACGAGGAGCUAUUUUGUCGUUCAAUGCAUGGUGUCAUUAAGAAUAUCGCACAUUUGUGCAAACGGGAUCGCAGCAAAACGUGGGGAAAAGAGGGUUGGAAGAAGGUUGUAGUCUGUAUCGUUAGUGAUGGGCGGCAGAAGAUCAAUUCCCGGACGCUGAGUGUAAUUGCUGCCAUGGGUGCAUAUCAAGACGGCAUUGCAAAGAAUAUCGUCAAUGGAAAACCUGUCACAGCACACAUAUACGAGUAUACCACGCAAAUAUCUGUCUCUCCUUCCAUGAAGAUAGAAGGCGCCGAGAAAGGUGUCGUCCCCGUACAAAUCAUCUUCUGCCUCAAGGAGAAGAAUCAAAAGAAGAUCAACUCCCAUCGCUGGUUCUUCAAUGCCUUCGGUCCAUUACUACAGCCAAAUGUGUGCGUUCUCCUUGACGUCGGUACCAUGCCCGGCCCCACCUCAAUCUACCACCUGUGGAAAGCCUUCGACAUCAAUUCAAACGUUGGUGGCGCAUGCGGCGAAAUCGUCGCCUUGAAGGGCAAGUACGGACAAUAUCUUCUCAACCCACUCGUCGCAGCGCAGAACUUCGAAUACAAGAUGUCGAAUAUUCUGGAUAAGCCGCUAGAGAGUGUGUUCGGGUACAUCACCGUGUUGCCUGGCGCGUUUAGCGCAUACAGGUAUAUUGCCCUGCAGAAUGACCAGUUGGGGGAGGGCCCGCUGCAGAAGUACUUUUUGGGUGAGAAGAUGCAUGGCGCAGGUGCAGACAUCUUCACGGCGAACAUGUAUCUUGCCGAGGAUCGGAUAUUAUGCUGGGAGCUGGUCUCAAAGCGCGGGGCAUCGUGGAUUCUACACUACGUCAAGUCUGCUUAUGCAGUGACUGAUGUUCCAGACCAGGUUCCCGAGUUAAUUUCUCAAAGACGUCGCUGGCUUAACGGCUCCUUCUUUGCCGCCAUACACUCUACAGUUCAUUUCCACUACUUGUAUCGUUCCUCGCAUACAUUCAUGCGCAAGUUUUGGAUUCACAUUGAGAUGUUUUAUCAACUGUACAACCUCAUUUUUUCCUGGUUUUCCCUAGGUAACUACUACAUCGCAUUCAUCAUUCUCUCCCAAGCGCUCGAGUCCUACGUUCCUCAAAUCCACAUCCUUAACCUCCUCCUCAACUACUUUUAUCUUGGGCUGCUCAUUAUGUGCUUCCUCCUCUCACUUGGCAACCGGCCGCAAGGCGCAAAAUGGGGCUACACUCUCGCCUUCAUCGGGUUUGGCGUAAUCACGAUUUAUAUGACUGUCUCGGCGUUGUUGCUUGCUUACAAGGCCAUCGAAAGCGUUGCUCAGACCGAAGGACGCGCAAUCCAGGCUAGCGAUCUAUUCUCGAAUGCGAUCUUUAGAGAUGUCGUGCUUUCGUUGGCAGCUACGCUGGGGUUGUAUAUCGUUGCCUCACUGAUCUUCUUUGAGCCAUGGCAUAUGAUUACUUCUUUCGUUCAAUAUCUCCUCAUGGCGCCGUCGUAUAUCGCGGUCCUGAACGUCUAUGCAUUUGCUAACGUACAUGAUGUCUCAUGGGGAACGAAGGGCGAUAACAAGGUCUCCACUGAUCUCGGUGUCGUCAGCGCGGGCAAGGGUGACAACAAGAAUGAAGUCGAGGUGGCAGUACCCACAGCUGAGACAGAUAUCAAUGCAGCAUAUGAAGAUGCUAUCCAUGUCCUGUCCUCGAAACCACCCAAGGAGGAGUCCAAACCCGAUCCAGCAACGCAGCAAGAAGACUAUUAUAAGACCUUCCGGACGAACGUAUUGCUAGUCUGGACUUUGAGCAACGCUCUUCUAGCUGCUGCUAUAAUAACGGCGACGAGUGGGACUGGAAGUGCGGCUGUGAACGGGUACAUGGCGUUCAUCCUCUUCUCAGUUGCUGGACUUGCAUUUGUUCGUUUCCUCGGCUCGACAACAUACAUGCUCGUGCGCUUGUUUGCAGGGGAGUGAUGGUCUCUUGAAGCACGGCAUGAUACGAUUCAAUACGAUAUGGACUUGUAUGAAGACAAUUAUAUAUGUUGUCGAUAUUAGAGAAUUGACACUCUGUAUCCGAUACUGUCACGUGCACGUUCCUCAGUACCGUGCGAUUCCAAGCUGGAGUCUCAUAAUAUUGAC
Molecule: messenger RNA, 3019 nt
Organism: Suillus clintonianus
Lineage: Eukaryota; Fungi; Basidiomycota; Agaricomycetes; Boletales; Suillaceae
Product: glycosyltransferase family 2 protein
Exons: 13
Coding region: 128-2854 (908 amino acids)
Cellular component (GO): cell septum; cell periphery
Molecular function (GO): chitin synthase activity
Source: RefSeq, a predicted model, not a curated record